Molecule: messenger RNA, 2065 nt
Organism: Peromyscus eremicus (cactus mouse)
Lineage: Eukaryota; Metazoa; Chordata; Mammalia; Rodentia; Cricetidae
Gene: Sqle
Product: squalene epoxidase
Exons: 11
Coding region: 64-1785 (573 amino acids)
Biological process (GO): cholesterol metabolic process; sterol biosynthetic process
Cellular component (GO): endoplasmic reticulum; membrane
Molecular function (GO): squalene monooxygenase activity; flavin adenine dinucleotide binding
Source: RefSeq, a predicted model, not a curated record
CAAAAACAAAAACACAAAAAACAAAAAUCCUCAGCCUUGGCCACCAAAGACGCCUUUUGAACCAUGUGGACUUUUCUUGGCAUUGCCACGUUCACCUAUUUUUACAAGAAAUGCGGGGAUGUCACCCUGGCCAACAAGGAGCUCCUGCUGUGCGUGGUGGUGUUCCUGUCUCUGGGCCUGGUGCUCUCCUACCGCUGUCGCCAUCGAAACGCGGGCCUCCUCGGUCGCCAGCAAAGCGGCUCCCAGUUCGCUGCCUUCUCGGAUAUUCUCUCGGCUUUGCCUCUUAUUGGCUUCUUCUGGGCCAAGUCACCCCCUGAGUCCGAAAAGAAAGAGGAGCUGGAGUCCAAUAAGUGCAGAAAAGAAAUCAAUGUUUCAGAAACAACAUUAACAGGAGCAGCUACUUCAGUAUCGACAUCUUCUCUGAAUGAUCCAGAAGUUAUCAUCGUGGGGUCUGGUGUACUUGGAUCUGCUUUGGCGACGGUUCUUUCCAGAGAUGGAAGAAAGGUGACGGUAAUCGAGAGAGAUUUAAAAGAGCCUGACAGAAUCGUGGGCGAACUCCUGCAGCCUGGUGGCUACCGUGUUCUUAAAGAACUGGGCCUCGGAGAUACAGUAGAGGGUUUUAAUGCCCAUCUUAUACACGGCUACAUAGUGCAUGACUAUGAGAGCAGGUCUGAAGUUCAAAUCCCGUACCCGGUGUCAGAGGACAACCAAGUGCAGAGUGGAGUUGCUUUCCACCAUGGCAAAUUCAUCAUGAGUCUCCGGAAAGCAGCUAUGGCAGAGCCCAAUGUCAAGUUUAUAGAAGGUGUCGUGCUUCAGUUACUAGAGGAGGAUGGCGCUGUGAGAGGAGUGCAGUACAAGGACAGGGAGACCGGGGACACCAAGGAGCUCCGGGCCCCCUUGACGGUUGUUGCAGACGGGCUUUUCUCCAAGUUCAGGAAGAACCUCAUCUCCAACAAAGUUUCUGUUUCCUCUCAUUUUGUUGGCUUCCUUAUGAAGAAUGCACCACAGUUUAAAGCCAAUUUUGCGGAGCUUGUUCUGGUCAAUCCAAGUCCAGUUCUUAUCUACCAGAUUUCAACCAAUGAAACCCGAGUACUUGUUGACAUUCGUGGAGAAAUGCCAAGGAACUUAAGAGAAUACAUGGCUGAACAAAUAUACCCCCAAAUACCUGACCACCUGAAGGAGCCAUUCCUGGAGGCCUCUCAGAACUCUCGUCUGCGGACCAUGCCAGCAAGCUUCCUUCCUCCCUCCCCAAUGAACAAACGAGGUGUUCUUCUUCUGGGAGAUGCAUAUAACCUGAGGCAUCCUCUUACUGGCGGAGGAAUGACAGUUGCUUUAAAAGAUGUAAAAUUAUGGAGAAAACUGUUAAAAGGCAUUCCUGACCUUUAUGAUGAUGAUGCUGUUUUCCAGGCCAAAAAAUCAUUCUAUUGGUCAAGAAAAAGGACCCAUUCCUUUGUUGUGAAUGUGCUGGCUCAGGCUUUGUAUGAAUUGUUUUCUGCCACAGAUGAUUCUUUGCAUCAACUACGAAAAGCUUGCUUUCUUUAUUUUAAACUUGGUGGAGAAUGUGUGACGGGUCCUGUUGGGCUGCUUUCUGUACUGUCUCCUCACCCUCUGGUGUUGAUCCGACACUUCUUUGCCGUUGCCGUCUACGCCACAUACUUCUGCUUUAAAUCAGAGCCGUGGGCCACGAAACCCCGAGCCCUUUUCAGUAGUGGUGCUGUACUGUACAAAGCGUGCUCUAUAAUAUUUCCUCUCAUCUAUUCCGAAAUGAAGUAUCUGAUUCACUGAAGGGGAAACCACUUGGAAGUCAAGUCCAUCGGAACUUGCCGAGGAUGUAUAUAGCAUAGAACUGUACGACUUCUACAGUGGAGACUCAAGGACCAAGCUUGUGUAGAAGCAUGUAAAUAUAUGCCUUAAUUUACAAUUGAAAAUCAAGGGUCAAAUAAGCUAGAUGUUUAAAAGAAUGAUUGUUUCCACAAAUUAGUGCUAACACUGAAGUUUUUCUUUUGAUGUCAGUAUUUGGGGUGAUUCAUUGGGACAUGCAAAUAAAAUGAAAAGUGAACUCUUA